CGCUCGAUUCCACCGCUCGCCUUCCUUUUCUAGGCUGAGGAGUUUUGAGUAAUGCAGUUACCUUGAAAUCAGAUUCAGGAACAAUAGCAGCAGCAUCUUGUCGUUUGCUAUUGGUUAAGCCUUUGUGGGGUGUUUUUUUCCCCCUUUCUUUUUUUAAUUCUUCUUUUGUGGCUUUUGGCUUGACCGAGUAGACCACGAUGACCAUCAGACGUGGAGAUCAAGGGCAGCGUUAUAGGCCAAGAAUGGCUUUUCUGAAAAAGCUUGAAGCUCUCUUGGUGGAGAUGCAGGAUCCAAAUUCUGGUAUCAAAAUGCACACCCAGAAGGUCAUGGUUGCCAGUAUCCCACAUGCUAUGACCGGUUCUGAUAUAUUACAGUGGAUUAUGCAGCGCCUACAGAUUACCAAUGAAGAGGCACUGAACCUGGGGUGCCUGAUUAUCGGGUAUGGAUACAUCUACCCACUUCAGGAACCAAAGAACCUCACGCUUAGACCUGAUAGCAGCCUCUAUAGAUUUCAGACUCCCUACUUUUGGCCAACCCAGCAGUGGGCAGCAGAUGAUACAGACUACGCCAUCUACCUAGCCAAGAAAAAUAUUAAAAGGAAAGGAAUUCUAGAAGAGUAUGAAAAGGAACAUUAUAACAUGUUGAACCAAAAAAUCAACCACAAAUGGGACUUCAUUAUCAUGCAGGCCAAGGAGCAAUACAGGACAGGAAAAGAACGAAAGAAGGAAGAUCGGUACGCUUUGGACUGUCAGGAGAAAGCGUAUUGGCUAGUGCACCGGACACCUCCAGGGAUGCAAGAUACACUUGAGUAUGGCAUAGACCGUGCAACUGAUCCCCUUGAAAACAAGAAAAAAACAAUGGACGUUUAUAGAAGAGAGAUCAUGUACUACCAGCAGGCAAUCAUGAAGACCAGAGUAAAAUCAUCUGUCUCUCUGGGAGGAUUAGUGAAGUACAGUGACCAGUUCUGCUCCAAUGAUCCCAUCAUUUCAGGAUGCCUCCCCAACAACCCAUGGGUCUCAGACGACGUGGAUUUUUGGGAGCUCAAUGCAAAGCUGGUGGAAACCCCCACGAAAGCACGAGUGGAGAGAUGGGCCCUUAAUUUCAGUGAGCUGAUGAGGGAUCCCAAAGGCCGACAGAACUUUCAGCUGUUCCUCAAGAAAGAGUUUAGUGGGGAAAAUUUGGGAUUUUGGGAAGCUUGUGAAGAUCUGAAGUGGGGAGACCAAUCCAAGGUGAAAGAAAAAGCAGAAGAAAUUUACAAAACUUUCCUGGCACCAGGAGCAAGGCGCUGGAUCAAUAUAGAUGGAACUACUAUGGGUAUCACUGUCAGAGGCCUCAAACACCCUCAUCGCUACGUCCUAGAUGCUGCGCAGACUCAUAUUUACAUGUUGAUGAAAAAGGAUUCUUAUGGUCGUUAUUUAAAGUCUCCAGUAUACAAGGAAAUGUUGUCCAAGGCAAUUGUACCACAAGAAGUUGUGAAAAAAAGCUCUAAUAAUCCAUUCGCUCGCAAACACCUCCGUUCUAGCCCUAGUCCGGUCAUCGUGAGGCAACAGGAGGAAGAGGCCAAGGCCAAAGAAGCAGCGGCCAACGUGGACAUCACCCAGCUGUGCCAGCUUACUAUUCCAGUUCCUCAUCUGGCCAUUUAUACUGGUACUUCCGAUCCUCCAUCUCCUUCCAGUACUCUUCCUUCUUCCUGCCGUGGUCCUCCUCAGUGCUCUGGGCACAUCAUUUUGCCAAACAGCACUGGCUACUCCUCUUCUGCCAGCAUGACCCUAAACAGCACUUCUGUCAGCUGGGAUACUAACGUGCCUAGAGUAAAGCCCUCUCUUGUCACUACAGAAGGCACUGAGAUCUCCAGGGAUUCUGACUCAGGGACCUGCUGUAUCUCCCAGUAUCCUAUGAGCUCUGAAACCAAGCUGCUGCCCAAGUCCCGGAGGAACCUGUCCUUCAGCAAGUUCUUGAAACGAGGAUGUCUGAACUCACCCGUGUUUGCAACACUGUCACCCAAGUGCCUGGUGGUGACUCAUGGGAAAGUCCAGCCAGUGGAUGAUCUGAACCCACAAUUGCAACAUAAGUCCAAAAAACUGUCCAGCUUCUUCCACAUAAAAGUGGACAUUCCCUUGGAGAGCAAAAUCUACCCCAUAGAUUCUGAGGAGGAAGAGGAGAACAGCCAUUGGGCAUACAAGGAUUCUGCCAAAGAAGUGAUCUGCCCCUGGGAGAAUCUGACAGAAGGAGGAAACGCGGGGUGACAUGGAGCCUUUUUGGAUAACAGGAGGUGACCUGCUUUAAAAAUGAAUGGGUAUUUUUUCCUAGUCCUGAACCAGCAGGUAUAAUCACCUACAGUUUGACUGAUGAAUCAGGCUGUUGAAAGAUAUGUCUUGGAAUAAUAAACAAAAAUCAUCCACCACCAAACUAGGUGGGUUAUUAAAAAAAUGACCUCAGAGACACAAUUUUUUCAAAGUUUUUCAAAAGCGAGAUGUCUUUUGGACUGGUUUCUUUCUUGUCCUUAGCAAUUCAUACCCACCACUUACUGGCUUCUCCAUAACUUUUUAGUACCUUAACUCUAUCUUAACUCUUCUGCUUGGUUCAUUUUUUGGAGCUGCUGUUUUUGGUGUUUGUGUUUAUUAUAUUUAUGUCCUGUUUUUCCUAUAGAAGAGCAGAGAGUUUUACGUGCAUGUCCUAGUGGUAUCUUAUCCAGGUACUGAUCCAGUUGGCCCCUGGUCAGGAUCUCUAAAAGGCAACAGCAUGAGGUGAUCCUCGGGUCUAGAACUUCAUGUUGACCUAAGACAGUGGUGGAGAACCUUCACAUCUGGUCAGACUACAACGCCUAGUGCCCAGAUUUUUGUGCCAGAAAGAUGGGUUUGAUACCAUAUCAUUUAUUAAAUAGGAAUGACACUUUUUAAAAAUAUAAACUUAAUAGGUCUUCACAGAAUCCUUUGCAUAUAUUUGUGAAAAUAUUGCUAUUUUUUUCUUUUGCGGGGGUCAGGAAAAUCUGCUGCAGUGUCUGUAUCUGUUGUCAUAUUCUUCUUCAUGUUUACGCUUACCUAACAUCCAGCUUUUAAAAGGUGCAAUCAGAUAAUGGUUUGUGGCUUCUAGUGAAAUUAGAUCCAAGUACUAGAUAAAUCCUUGUACCUGGAUAAUUGCAAGGCUGAUCAACAGCUUGCAACAUGCUGGCUAUUCUGAAGUAUAAUCUGCAUCUUAUCCAGGGCAAAGGCUUCUGAUUUAAACAGUUGGCAGUCCAAUCUUGAUCACACCGAUUAUCGCUUUCAGUUACCUACGGGGAACUUUCAGUUUUCAAGGUUCUUCACCCUCUUUAUUUUAGCAGGACUACGUAUGAGGUAAAUCCCUGUUUAUAUAUGGACUCUUCCCACGGCUGCCUAGCCAGUGCAUACCCAGCUGCUCCACAGCCACUAUGUGCAUGAUAUCUCAGCCCUGAGGAUCCAUGGAACCAAAGUAUUAUGUGUAUUCCCUUCACAGAGCCAAGAUAUUACAGUAUUCACAUAGCCAGUUGAGGAGUGGCCAGGAUCUGUGGGCAGGGGAAAGGGAGCUUAAUAGGAGCAGCAGCUUUUUCAACUAGCAAAGGGUGGGUGGGAGUGGAAGGUUCACCACC
Molecule: messenger RNA, 3607 nt
Organism: Pogona vitticeps (central bearded dragon)
Lineage: Eukaryota; Metazoa; Chordata; Lepidosauria; Squamata; Agamidae
Gene: RGS9
Product: regulator of G protein signaling 9
Biological process (GO): positive regulation of GTPase activity; regulation of G protein-coupled receptor signaling pathway; G protein-coupled receptor signaling pathway
Cellular component (GO): plasma membrane; cytoplasm; neuron projection
Molecular function (GO): GTPase activator activity
Source: RefSeq, a predicted model, not a curated record